AUGGCUUCGAUCGUUCGUGGCUCAUCUCCUACUUUAUCACAUCUUCUGCAGUUUCCUGGUGAUUCCGACACCGUCACCAGCCAAAACUCAGGGGCAGUAAAGAGCAACUGGUUGUGGGGGGGAACGCACUUUCAACUCUGUGUUAAACAUGCGGGAGAAGAACUCGGAUUGACCGCAGAUGACGAGUUUGUGAACCCUGGAUUCUUCGUCCGCUACUUGUAUGGUGAAAUCCGUAAACUUUGA
This is a messenger RNA of Blastomyces dermatitidis ER-3, 243 nucleotides long. RefSeq lists its product as uncharacterized. Lineage: Eukaryota; Fungi; Ascomycota; Eurotiomycetes; Onygenales; Ajellomycetaceae. The coding region runs from base 1 to 243 and encodes 80 amino acids. The record is from RefSeq and is a predicted model, not a curated record. The transcript has a single exon.